GUUGCCACUGUUGGAUGAGCUAGCAUCCUGUAGGAGAAGAUAAAUCCUCGAAAAAUGUUCAGAGUGGACUUCCUUCUUCGACUCUUGGAUAAUUGUAUAAUGUUCGUGUUUCAGGGUCUUUCAGUUUUUUCCUGUGGAGGCCCAGCAGCUUUCAAUGGGUAAAGAAGAGGUUUUCCAUGAGCAGGAGAAAGGCUCCAGCAUGAACCAGGAGAUUACAGAGUCUCCACACUUUAAAGAGGAACCAGAGGAACUGCAGAUAAAUCAGGAGGGAGAGCAGCAUCACCAACCAGAGAAUGCCAACAUGAUCAAGUUCACUUUCAUUCCUGUCACUGUGAAGAUUGAAGAGGAUGAGGAGAAUCCUCAGUCCUCACAGAUUCAGCAGGGACGGUCUGAACAGAUGGGAACAGGAGCUGAUGGAGAGGACUGUAGAGGACCAGAAGAAGCCAGGUACUAUGAUCCAGAGAGGGAUUUACUGCCAGAGACUGAGGUCAAGAGAGAGGACUCCUCUGAGGUUGAGACUGAUGACAGUGCUGACUGGAAAGGGACAUCUAGACACCAGACAAGUUUAGCCUCUGUGGAAUCCAUCAAAAAUAAGAGAAGGAAGACUGAUAGGAAAACACAUCACUCCUCUGAGUUUGUUCAAACAUUCAGAGAGAAAGGGCAUCCAAAAGAAUAUGCAAUAAUUCAAAAAGCGGAAAAACCCUUCAGCUGUUGUAAGUGUGGUAAAAGAUUUUCAUAUCAAACAAGUUUAACCAGACACAUAACAAUACACUUAGGAGAGAAACUCUAUGGCUGCUCUGAGUGUGGUAAAAGAUUUUCCUAUAGAGCAAGUUUGAACAGACACAUGAGAAUACACUCAGGAGAGAAACCCCUUGGCAGCUCUGUUUUUGGGAAAAGAUUUAACCAGAAAAGAAAUCUGACUAAACACACGUUAGAUCACACCAGACAGAAACCCUAUAGACACUCAAAAUAUGGUAAGAGAUUUAAGCUUCCUCAAUCUCUGGCAAGUUUUAGGACACCUCGUGUUAGUGAGAAACCUUUUGGUUACUCUGAGUGUAGUCAAAGAUUUAACAAAAAAUGUCAUGUUACACAUUAUAUGAGAAUUCACACAGGAGAGAACUCCUUCAAUUGUGUUGAGUGUGCAAGAAGUUUUAAUCACAAUGGAAAUCUGACCAGACACAUGAUAGUUCACACUAGACAGAAACUCUCCAGCUCCAUUGAAAGCAGUCGAGAAUUUAACCUGAAAGAUGAUUUGACAAACCAUCAGAGAACUCACACAUCAGAGAAACCUUUCAGCUGCUCUGAGUGUGGUAAAUGUUUUAGCAUUAAAAGGUAUCUGUCCAGACACAUGUUAGUUCACACUAAAGAGAAACAUUUCAGCUGCUUUGAGUGUGGUAAAAAAUUUCACCUUAAAAGUACUUUGAUCAUACACAGAAAAAGUCAUAUAGGAGGGAAACCAUUUGACUGCACAGAGUGUGGUAAAAGAUUUACCCUUAAACAUCAUUUGAAGGGCCACAUGAGAACACACUCAGGAGACAAACCCUUCAGCUGCUUAGAGUGUGGUAAAAGAUUUACCCGCCAAAGUUCUGUAACCACACACAUGUUGACUCACAGUAGACAGAAGCUCUUCAGCUGCUUUGAGUGUGGUAAAAAAUUUAGCCUAAAAAGAACUUUGAUUUCACACAGAAGAAUUCAUACAGGAGAGAAACCAUUUGACUGCUCAAAGUGUGGUAGAAGAUUUGCCCAAAAACAUCAUAUGGAGGGUCAUAUGAGAACACACUCUGGAGAGAAGCCCUUCAGCUGCUCUGAGUGUGGUCAGAGAUUUACCCGACAAGGUUCUGUGGCCAGACAUAUGUUAGUUCACACAGGACAGAAGCCCUUUAGAUGCUCUGAGUGUGGUAAAAGUUUUAGUCUUAAAACUUAUUUGACUGCUCACGAGAGAAAUCAUACAGGAGAGAAACCCUUCUGGUGCUCUGAGUGUGGAAAAAGUUUUAACAAAAACAGUUGUCUUUCCAGACAUAUGUUAGUUCACACUAAACAGAAGCUCUUCAGCUGCUUGGAGUGUGGCAGAAGAUUUAGCCUUGAGAGUAAUUUGGCCAAACACAGGAGAAUUCAUUUGGGAGUGAAACCCUUUGAAUGCACAGAGUGUGGUAAAAGAUUUGCCCAAAGAGUUGACCUGACCAGACAUGUGUUGGUUCACAGUGAACAGAAACCCUUUUAUUGCUCUGAGUGUGGAAAAGGAUUUAACAGACAACGUUCUCUGACCAGACAUAUGUUUCUUCACACUCGACAAGAGAGAGAAAAUCUUUAGCUGCUGUUACUUUGUUUAAUUAUUCUCUGAAAAAGCUUAUUUGGCACUUUACAGUGCUUUGACACCAUUCCGAUUGAGUGCUUUUGACUAAUAGUUUCCUCAGCUGUAUCAAUGACUCACAAGUGUGAUGACAGUAAGGCUUCAGAACCAAACUGAGGAGUAAAUGGAGUCAGAAACAGGAGCUGAUGAAGAGGGUUGUGGAAGAUCAGAACCAGCAUCCAAAUUUGACGCAUAGAGUUAUUUACACCUAGAGACUGAGGCCAUGAGUGUCGACUCUUCUGAACCUGAGAUCAAAGAUUGUGUUGAUAAUUGUAAGGAGGUGAGAGAACACAAGUAAUGUUUAAUCUCUGAGAUAUGAAUAAUCUUUGGUGAUAUGAGAUGUAACGCUACUCUGAGUCUCACAGAGAGAAACCAUAUCAAUGAUGCAAUACUUCAAUGUUUUUUUUUUUUUUACAGGAAUACAAGAACUGUUUGUAUUUUUUAUUUAUUGUUUUUAAUGGUCAUAACUCUAGAAAGAAACAUUUCAGCCUUGAGACAGAUUCUAGUUCUGUUGUUGACAUGAACCCAUGGAGGACAGAAAGACUGUUUCGCUCACACCACAGGGUAGAAAACCUCUCAGAUCUGACAGAUGUUGUGAAUCCUUGAGACUCUAUGUAUUAGUUUAAAACAGAUCCUCUACAGAACUACAGAACUGUACAAAAUUGACAUAUUUUCCAUGUAAUCACCGACUAAUAUGAAUUGAGUUGUAACUGAGUCAAAAGGUGUCCCAUUUAAUUCUAAUGUCAUUUCUGGCUCAAGCUUGCUCCUUUGGGCUGCAGUGUUCAACAGCUAAUGUUAGACAAAAAUGUGUUAUCUACUUUGAAAAUCAUCAGUA
Cheilinus undulatus (humphead wrasse) is the source of this 3185-nucleotide messenger RNA. RefSeq names its product oocyte zinc finger protein XlCOF6-like. The coding region runs from base 155 to 2311 and encodes 718 amino acids. The transcript has 2 exons. The record is from RefSeq and is a predicted model, not a curated record. Lineage: Eukaryota; Metazoa; Chordata; Actinopteri; Labriformes; Labridae.